AUGCUGCUGCUGCUGCAGCAUCGCAGUCAACCCCACGAAUCGGAAGAGGAGGAGCAGGCUCGCUUGUCUGAUCCUGAAUUCGAGGACGUUCCUGAUGACGACGACCUCCCGGAAAAUGAUGAAAACUACGAUUACCUUCAAGCAACACGACGAUUAGAUGCAGACGAGCUGCAGGCAGAGGAGGAAGGCGAGCGCCUCAUCGAUGAUCAAGGAGACGAUGGAUUCGUGUUUGGCAUGAAAGAUGACGAGCGCGAGGCUGCAGCUUUCUUGGCAGCCGGACUGGAUGCAGAUGCAGAUGAUGCAGAUCUCAUUCAUGACGAAGAUCUUGGACUUGACGAGCGAAGGGAGGCAAGAGCGCGAAGGGCUGCAGAGCGACAUCUCAGAGCACGCGAUCGUCUUCGACAGUCUGGCGAUCGCAAAGAUAUUUGGCGACGCUUGCUUGAGGAAGACGAGGAUGAAGCUGCCGAAAUGGAGAGGUUACUGCAACGCGUCCAGCAAAGAAGGCGCCAUCUAACGAAAACUGCCACUGACGGCGAAGUUGUGAAUCUUCGAGACUUGCAGCAAGCCAAGAAUUUAUUAGCAGAUUCCAAUCCUCGGCAAGUCCCUUUCGGCGCUGAGCACCAACAAGCGGUCGACACGCUCUUCAGUCAGUGUUUCUUCACAGAACACCCUUAUGAAGGAGCAGCUCGAACCGCUGAUCUUGUUUCUGUUGCUGCUGUUGCAGAUACUUUUUGUAUCACUUCUCGUUAUCAGCCUAUAACAGCCAGAGCCUUACAUGCGGCGGUUUGUGCUUCAGCCGAUAAGCAGAGCCUAGAGGUUGACGUGAGGCAUCUACUGUUUGUCUCUGAGCAGCUAGUCCGCUGGCUCGAGUUGCAUCCAACACCCGCCUUGCAGGUGCUACACGAUGUAGUGACGGCUGAAGCAGCAGCGGCUUGUCCGUCUCUCUACGGCGCACGCAUGUGUCAGUGCUUGCUCUUCAACUGGCCAUAUAAGACGCAGCUAAGAGCUCUCAGAUGCUCAGAUCUCAACACGCUUGUCUGCGUCAGCGGGGUUGUAACGAGGCGUUCAGCAGUCUUGCCAAGAAUGCGACUGAUCUACCUCAAAUGCGCGCUUUGCCUCUCGAACGUCUCUGAUGCACCGCUACAAGUGGUGGAAGGGCAGAAGAAAAUCAAUCUUCCGAAGCGCUGUCCAAAUUGCCAGGCCUCUCGAUUCGCCCUAGACCGCCUCAGAACGUCCUACACAGAUGUGCAGAGGCUUACAUUGCAAGAGUCGCCGUCGCAGUGUCCUCCUGGACGCCCACCGCGUCAGCGCGAGUUGUUGCUCACUGGCGAGUUGGUGGAAAGCGCAAAGCCUGGAGAGACUAUCGAGGUACUUGGGGUGUAUCGAACAAAGCUGGACACAGCGCUGAAUGUGCGCGCGGGCUUUCCCGUCCUUCGAACAGAAAUUUGCGCCAACAGCAUUCGCACAACAAAGCAGGAGAUGAUCAAGGAGCUGACAGACGAUGACAUCAAGGCCAUCAAGGAGCUGUCUAGACAGCCCAACGUCAGGGAGCGCAUUAUCGCGUCGAUCGCGCCAACGCUUUGCGCGUCGAAGCAGAUCAAGACGGCUCUUGCAUACGCCCUCUUCGGCGGCUUGCCAAAGGGCAGAGACAUCCCUGCAGCAGCAGCGGGUGGGGUUGGAGCUCACGCUCAGCAGCAAGCAGCUGCAGCAGCAACUCAGGAAGAGGGCAAAGCUACGGCAGGUCAACACGUUAUCCGGGGUGAUAUCAAUGUCCUUUUGCUGGGUGAUCCUGGACUUGGCAAGUCGCAAGCAUUGCAAUAUGUCGCCCGUACUUUCCCGCGAAGUAUUUCCACCACUGGCAAAGGCGCGUCUGCAUGCGGCCUCACUGCAGGUGUCAGACGCGAUCCAUACUCUGGGGAGUGGUCGUUGGAAGGCGGCGCGCUGGUGCUGGCAGACGAAGGCAUUUGCCUCAUUGACGAAUUCGAUAAGAUGUCUGAAAAUGAUCGUGUCUCCAUCCACGAAGCUAUGGAGCAGCAGAGCAUUUCCAUCAGCAAGGCUGGCAUCGUCACAACGCUCAGAGCGCGAUGCAGCGUCAUCGCUGCUGCAAACCCUAAGUUUGGACGCUACAUUCCCUCCUACACGUUUAAAGAGAAUGUCGAUCUCUCGGAUCCUAUUUUAUCUCGCUUCGACCUCAUCUGUGUACUCAGAGACAUCCCGGAUGCAGACGAGGAUUUCUCUCUCGCCGAUUACGUCUUGAGCAGUCACCAGUUGAAUCAUCCAAAUAUCAUGCAGCUGCAGCAGCAACCCCAGCGUCGCAUUGCGCAGCUCGAGGCUGCCUUGAAAGCCUCGGAAGCACACGAACCUAUCAACCAGGAGCUGCUGCAGAAAUACAUCUUAUACGCGCGCGCGCACUGCCACCCCGUUCUCGAUUGUUCGCUUCCAGCGCUAAGCGCCAAGCUCUCUUCCUUCUACGCAAAGCUGCGCAAACGCGCCGCAGCUACAGGAGGACUGCCGCUAACUCUGAGGCACGUGGAGUCGCUCCUGCGUAUUUCAGAGGCUAAUGCAAAGAUGCGGCUGUCUCCCACUGUGUCAUCGCUGGAUGUCGACUUUGCGAUUUCGGCGGUUCUGUCCUCCUUCCUCUCCGCGCAGAAAUUCGCUGUUCAGCAGAGACUUGCGAAGGAAUUUGCGAGGUACACUGCACUUGCCACUGGAGGUUGGGCAACACUUGCAGCCUUGCUGCGCCGUUUGAUGCAGCAGCGGCUGCAGCGUGCAGCUGCGCUACAGCCGCUGCAGUCUCAGGAAGCAGAUGCGGAGGCAGCCGAGGUGCUGCUAGAGCAAAGAGACAUCGAGAAAUGUCGGAAGGUGGACUUGGAGGAGUUUCUAAGGCUAGCCAGUCAGCACAAGUUUACUGGUUACCAGGUGGAGCAGUGGAUCGCUUCCAACAAUUUCAAGGCGCACUUCUCUCUCCUCGAGGAGGGUAACUGCAAGUUGCUCGUUAGUAACAACUGGCGUCGAGACACUGCAAGUUCAGCCCCUCCGAGCCAAGUGCCUGCAGCCUCCUGA
This is a messenger RNA of Cyclospora cayetanensis, 3063 nucleotides long. RefSeq names its product DNA replication licensing factor mcm2. NCBI's taxonomy places the organism in Eukaryota, Apicomplexa, Conoidasida, Eucoccidiorida, Eimeriidae. Gene Ontology annotation, molecular function: ATP binding; single-stranded DNA binding; ATP hydrolysis activity. Bases 1 to 3063 code for a protein of 1020 amino acids. The record is from RefSeq and is a predicted model, not a curated record. The transcript has 21 exons. Gene Ontology annotation, cellular component: MCM complex; nucleus. Gene Ontology annotation, biological process: mitotic DNA replication initiation; DNA replication; double-strand break repair via break-induced replication.